CUGCAGCAAGUCAUACUCUCUUACAACAAUUUCGAAAACGAUCGUCGUGAAUUAGCUAACGAACGAAAGGACCCUAAAUAUCCGCUUGGACACACCGCCAUGAUCGAUUGGGCGGAGGUCGCAGCGGUGUCGCGGCGCGUGAGCGAGGAGCAGCGCCAUGGCCCGGCCGGGGUGAUGCCGCCGCGGCCAGCGGCCGGCCGCGCGGCUAUGGCGGCAGCCGAAGAUCGUCCGCCACUCGCUCUGUUUACCGCCGUCUACGACUACAUAGCCCAGGGAGAGGACGAGCUCUCUCUGCGCCGCGGCGAGAUCGUCGAGGUGCUGUCCAAGGACGCCAACAUCUCCGGAGACGAGGGCUGGUGGACGGGUAAGAUCGGCGAUCGCGUCGGCAUCUUCCCAGCCUCGUACGUGACCGAGGACGACCCGUUGGCCGUCUCCUCGGUGAUAGGGGACGUCGACCCUCCCCGCGUCUCCUUCUCGGAGCUGAAGCUCGAGGAGGUGAUCGGAGUGGGCGGAUUCGGUAAAGUGUAUCGUGGCUAUUGGAACGACGAGGUAGUGGCAGUGAAGGCGGCGCGGCAAGACGCGAACGAGGAUAUAGAAGUGAUUAAAGAGAGUGUGUUACAGGAAGCUAAACUGUUUUGGAUGUUGCAACAUGAUAAUAUCGUGUCGUUGAAGGGAGUGUGUUUGGAGGAGCCUAAUUUGUGUUUGGUGAUGGAGUACGCGCGCGGGGGGCCUUUGAACAGAGUGCUAUCGGGACGGAAGAUCCGGCCGGGCAUCUUGGUGGACUGGGCGAUACAGGUGGCGCGCGGCAUGGCGUACCUGCACGUAGACGCACCAAUAUCACUCAUCCAUCGAGAUUUGAAGAGCUCUAACGUACUGCUUAGCGAGGCCAUUCUAUCUGACGACACUCUGGAGGAGAAGACUCUCAAGAUAACAGAUUUCGGCUUGGCCCGGGAGGUUUACAAGACUACUCGCAUGUCAGCGGCUGGGACGUACGCCUGGAUGCCGCCUGAGGUGAUAAAAAAUUCCACAUUCUCCCAUGCAUCGGACGUGUGGUCCUAUGGUGUUCUUCUAUGGGAGCUUCUGACUGGAGAAACUCCAUACAAAGGAAUCGACGCUCUGGCUGUAGCUUAUGGUGUAGCUGUGAACAAAUUAACAUUACCCAUACCUAGCACCUGCCCCGAACCAUGGAGAGUGCUCAUGGAAGCGUGUUGGCGCUCAAAUCCCAGAGAGCGUCCCUUAUUUCCCGAAAUCCUUGAUCAAUUGGAACACAUCAGACAAUCGGAGUUCACGAGGGCGCCCCACGAAUCCUUCCAUACAAUGCAGGAUGGAUGGAGGUUGGAAAUUGAAGAGGUCUUGAGAGAUCUACGAAGAAAGGAAAAGGAACUUCGUUGUAGAGAAGAGGAGUUAACCAGAGCACAGCUUCAGCAGCGGUUGAUGGAACAGAAUUUAGCGCAGAAAGAGAGAGAAUUGGAAAUGAGAGAAAUAGAUCUAGCCGCAAGAGAAUUACACAUACUGAUAGUAGCCAGUAACAUGUCGCAUACACAGCCGCCACAGCCCAAUAAGAGAAAGGGCAAAUUCCACAAGAUGAAGUUACUGAAAAAGGACACGAUCUCAUCUCCACUUGACUUUAGGCACACGUUGACAGUUAGACAAUCGGAUGACGAGUCUAGUGUUAAACAACUUGUAGCAGUUGCUAAAGACACUCCGCCAGGCUCACCGGCCAUUAUGAGACCCAUCGUCUUGCCAGCGGACGGAGUGAAAGGGAAAACUUGGGGUCCAUCGACGGGUCACCAGCGGGCUCGAGCACAUCUACCGCUGCCGGCGCUCAGACCUCGCGCACACAGACCGUCAACCUCCGCCCCGCACCUACCACCGCACGCACCACGCGCGCCUCAUCCAGGGCUUAUAACGAUAAACGCGAUCGAGGAAACGAAACGCAAACCGCGCAAGUCGAAAUCACAAGUACGGGCGCCCAAGUCGGAGAUAGCGAAGAAGAGGUCGGGCAGUCAUGACGACUUACUGGACGCUGAGCCUAGGAGGAAUAAGUUCUUCAUGUGUCCAAUGUUCACGAGCGACCUGACGCAUCACUACGACACGGUGUUUGACACUACUCCGACCAGGAAGGAGAAGAAGACCUUCCUUAAAAGCAUACGCUCCAAUAGCUUGGCAGGCUUGCUGGCGGGGACCGGCGCAAUCACAAACGAUACAGCCGAACUACUCCGGGACGACUGA
This is a messenger RNA of Danaus chrysippus (African queen), 2232 nucleotides long. The record is from the annotation of a GenBank genome assembly. NCBI's taxonomy places the organism in Eukaryota, Metazoa, Arthropoda, Insecta, Lepidoptera, Nymphalidae.